Molecule: messenger RNA, 2977 nt
Organism: Hibiscus syriacus
Lineage: Eukaryota; Viridiplantae; Streptophyta; Magnoliopsida; Malvales; Malvaceae
Product: kinesin-like protein KIN-7B
Exons: 15
Coding region: 119-2959 (946 amino acids)
Biological process (GO): microtubule-based movement
Molecular function (GO): microtubule motor activity; ATP binding; microtubule binding
Source: RefSeq, a predicted model, not a curated record
CGAUACGUUGCGUGUGUUUAUCUGCAUUUUGUUGAAAUAUUGACUUGCUCCAGGCGAUUUGUCAAGGACCGGAAUUUAGUAAGUUUUUGGAUUUCACUCAGUGAGAUUAGUUUCGAAGAUGGUCGGGACACCAGCCACGCCGUUGUGCAAGAUACAAAGGACUCCGGCGACCACCCCUGGAGGAGGAACCAAGGUUCGGGAGGAGAAGAUUUUGGUGACUGUUCGGAUGCGACCGUUGAAUCAGAGAGAACAAGCAAUGUAUGAUCUUAUUGCUUGGGAUUGCGUGGAUGACCAUACCAUCGUUUUCAAGAAUCUCAACCACGAACGCGCAGCUAAUCAGUACAGCUUUGAUAGAGUUUUUGAUCCAUCGAGCUCUACUCGAAAGGUUUACGAAGAUGGGGCUAAGGAUGUGGCCUUAUCUGCUCUUACAGGAAUAAAUGCAACAAUUUUUGCGUAUGGGCAGACAAGUAGUGGGAAGACAUUUACAAUGAGAGGAAUAACUGAAAAUGCAGUGAAGGAUAUCUAUGAACACAUAAAAAAUACUCAGGAGAGAGACUUUGUCUUGAAACUCUCUGCAUUGGAGAUUUACAACGAGACAGUUGUAGACCUUUUGAAUCGUGAUUCUGGCUGCUUAAGACUUUUGGAUGAUCCUGAGCGAGGUACCAUUGUGGAAAAACUUGUUGAAGAAGUGGUCAAGGACAGCCAACAUCUGAGACACUUAAUUGGCAUUUGUGAAGAACAAAGGCAAGUGGGAGAAACAGCUUUGAAUGAUAAAAGCUCAAGGUCACAUCAGAUUAUCAGGCUGACAAUUGAAAGUAGUCUUCGGGAAAAUGCAGAAUGUGUGAAGUCUUUCUUAUCAAGUUUGAAUCUUGUAGACCUCGCAGGAAGUGAACGUGUCUCUCAGACAAAUGCUGAUGGUGUAAGAUUAAAGGAAGGUAGCCACAUCAAUCGAAGCUUGUUGACGCUCACAACAGUGAUUAGAAAGUUAAGUGGUGGAAAAAGAAGUGGUCACAUUCCAUAUAGGGAUUCAAAACUUACACGAAUACUGCAAAACUCACUAGGGGGGAAUGCUCGAACAGCUAUCAUAUGUACCAUAAGCCCAGCUCUUAGUCAUGUGGAUCAAACUAGGAAUACUCUGGCUUUUGCAACUAGCGCGAAGGAAGUUAUCAACAAUGCCCAUGUAAACAUGAUUGUUUCAGGCAAAAGGUUGGUAAAACAUUUGCAGAAAGAAGUGGCAAGGCUUGAAGCUAAGCUACGAACUCCAGAGUCUACUUCUGCUUCAUGCCUACAUUCUUUGCUGAUGGAAAAGGAAUUGAAAAUCCAAGAGAUGGAGAGGGAAAUGGAAGAGUUGAAGCGCCAGAGAGACAUUGCACAUUCCCAGCUAGAACAAGAAAGAAAAGCACGCAAAGUACAAAAGGGAUCGAAACAAUGUGGACCUUCUGGCAAAGGAGUCAGAUGUCUCACUUUUGAUAAUGAGCCAGUUCCAGACUCCUCGGAUGCUCAGCCUAGGAAAACAGUUGGAAGAUAUUCGACACUAAGGCAGUCAGCCACAAUGACAGAUCCAUCCAUGCUUGUGCAUGAGAUCCGGAAACUCGAGCAGCGACAAAGACAGCUCGGUGAGGAAGCAAACCGGGCACUUGAAGUACUGCAUAAGGAAGUUUCUUCCCACAGACUAGGGAAUAAAGAGGCUGCUGAAGCAAUAGCAAAGAUGCUGUCCGAGAUCAAGGAUAUGCAGGCAAUUAGCUCUAUUCCUGAAGAUAUUAUGAUAGGGCAUGGGACUGACUUGAAACAAGAGAUCACUCGGUUGAACUCUCAAGGCUGCACUAUCGAAUCGUUAGAGAAGAAGCUUGAGAAUGUUCAGAAAUCGAUAGACUUGCUGGUUUCAUCGAUUUCAAAUGGAGAAGAGACACCAGACUUUAAGACCCAGGUGAAGAAGAAGAAAAUCCUCGCUUUCCCUUUGAAGAACAGAGUGAACAUGCAAAACUUAAUACGGGCUCCAUGCUCACCGUUGUCCUCUUCUCAGAGCAUAACGGAACAAGAGAUCGAGAACAAGCCGCCCCCUGAGGAUAAUGAAACAGUCUCCUCUAGCAGCCAUAGAUCACCUGGCUUGUUUAAAACUCCUCGGAAGGCUGAUGAUAGACAAGUCUCAUCAAGAGAGGGAACUCCAUCUACAAGGCAAACCAACUCGGUUGAUGUGAAGAAAAUGCAAAGGAUGUUCAAGGAUGCAACGGAGGAGAACAUACGCAGCAUCAGAGCUUAUGUCACUGAGCUGAAAGAACGAGUUGCUAAGCUACAAUAUCAGAAGCAGCUUCUGGUUUGCCAAGUGCUGGAGCUGGAAGAAGCAAAGGAGGCUGGAAACGAUGAGGAGGAUAGUUGUGUGCAGUCUCCAAUGCCAUGUCACGUGGUGUUUGAGGAUCAAAGGAAGCAGAUUAUCAUGUUAUGGCACCUCUGCCAUGUUUCAAUUAUACAUCGUACACAGUUUUAUUUGUUGUUCAGGGGAGACCCGGCUGAUCAGAUAUAUAUGGAAGUAGAGCUUAGAAGGUUGACGUGGUUGGAGCAGCAGUUUGCAGAGCUUGGAAAUGCAAGCCCGGCUCUUUUAGGCGAUGAACCUGCAAGUUUAGUUGCAUCAAGUAUCAAAGCACUGAAGGAAGAAAGGGAGUAUCUAGCAAAGAGGGUGAGCUCGAAGCUGACGGUAGAAGAAAGGGACUUGCUGUACUUGAAAUGGGAGGUUCCGGCGGUGGGCAAACAGAGGAGAUUGCAAUUGGUAAACAAAUUAUGGACCGACCCAUUGAACAUGCAACAAGUGGAGGAGAGUGCCGAAUUGGUUGCCAAACUUGUUGGAUUUUGUGAGUCGGGUGAACAUCUCAGCAAAGAGAUGUUUGAACUCAAUUUUGUUGACCCUUCUGAUAAGAAGUCAUGGAUGGGGUGGAAUUUGAUUUCAAAUCUAUUCCAUUUGUAAAAAGAAAACAAAUUAACA